Phytomonas sp. EM1 is the source of this 1389-nucleotide messenger RNA. The record is from the annotation of a GenBank genome assembly. NCBI's taxonomy places the organism in Eukaryota, Euglenozoa, Kinetoplastea, Trypanosomatida, Trypanosomatidae.
AUGCGGCCUUUACCAUGGAGACGCAUCCCCGUUGGUGGGGUGCUCGCGGUCUCUCCAGCUACCUUCCCCUCCUCACCGUUGCGUUUUCACCGCCGUUAUCAAACUCGCAUCCCGAAUAAAGGCUACCGAACGCAGCCGGAGAUUCCCGAUCGGAUAAAAGAUACGGUGAGCCUCUACGGCAACCAAGGCGGGGUCGCCUCGGACGGAGAGACCUACGUCCCGUUAGAGCAGCGGUCCCACCUGAUGCAGGAGGUGAUGUCGAACAGCGCGAAUAUGAAGAACUACUACAAACUCGAUCGCCUCCGUACUGCGCUGAAUAUGGCGCGAAACGAGAAACCCGAGCACGCCUCCUGGCAGGAGCUUUAUAUGUUUUUUCGCACCACCGAGAUGUGUCUGGAAGUUCGCAAAGAGGAAGGGGAUGUCUUCCCCAAAGGACAGAAGCUUUGGGUCGAACUCGAAUCCUGCGAGGAGCGGCGGGUGCCGAAGCUUCUGGAGAUGCCCAACGGGCUGCUCGUGUUGCCCGUCUGCUCGAUCGAGGAGUGCCUGGAUCAAUACUUUUGUCGAACGAACACCUUUGAAUCGUGUUGGUUUCCCGUUCCUCGGAUGGGAACGCGGUGGGAGAGUUUCUGCGCGAUGCCGUUUCCCGUCUGCGUGAUUGGAUCCCUCGAGCGGAUUUGCGCGCUCGCCACCGUCGCCUUGCCACCGCAUCAGUUUGGUAUUUUAAUCAACCCCGGGCAGUAUUCCAGCAAAUUCAUCACCUACCCCGAGAUGGUUCAGCUGUCGAAAAUCAAACACACCCCGAUGAUGGAGCGCGAGCUGACGCUCAUGGAGGAGCGGGAGGGCAAGAAAGAGCUCCUCUUCGAUGCGCACCUCAUGACGAUUUUUAACACGCAAAAGAUGGCGCUUAAAAGUGUGGAGCCCCAUGAGGUGGAGGCAAAGAUGCGAGCGCGGCCGCCGAUUCCCCCGAUCGCGCAGCUGGAGCUCCACCUGUUGCUCUUCAAAUACCCUGAGAUCGAGCGAGUGUACGUGCGAACCGUGGAGCGCCCUCGGUGGCGGACGAUGAUGGGGGUGCCGGAGAAGCUGACGGAGAUCGAUAUCAUCCCGGUGGCGGGGAAGAAGCCCGCGCCGGAUUUCCUUACACAUUUGAAGCGGUGGAGCUAUAUGAGCGAAUUCCGUAUGGAUGUGCAUAUCGAGCUCACCGCGGAGGUCCCGGAGCCCUCCAACGGAUCGGUUCCGAUCUGUGUUUACACCUCAGAGGAUGGCGAACUCCUACGAUCGAUGUACGCCUAUAAGGGUGAGGCGAUAGCACGCAGUAUAGGCUUUCACGAACCACUGGUCGAUGAGAACGGCAGGAAGCCGUAUGAGGGUUACAAUUACACCAGUAUGUGA